GAGCGUGGAACUUGGAACUUUCAAAUUUCUAUUUCUAUUUCUAUUGUUUCCCUUGUUUUAUACUAUUUGUUUAUCACAACAACAAAUAGCCCUUUCACUUGAUUUUGAGUUCAUUCAUUUAUUAUAAAAUCAAUCCUCCCUUUAAUAUCUCUCUCUCUCUCUCUCUCUCUCUCUUUCAAAUUGGGUUUGGGUGUUGUGUAUUUUUACAUAUUUUGGGGGGUUUGUAGCAAUAGUGAUGACAUCUCCAAACAUGGCAACAAUCACAGCAUCCUUGGAGAGAUCUCUGCAAAACUGUACUCUAAACCAAACCACAAGCAGCGACACACCCUCCGGAAUUGGCAUCUCUUCUUCCUCCGAUUCGCCGGGACAUCAUCAUAACUCCACCGAUGCCACCUUAGACCUUCACUCCCAAAUCUCCCUCCCUUACCAUUGGGAACAGUGUCUCGAUCUAAAGACUGGGGAGAUAUAUUACAUAAACUGGAGGACAGGGAUGAAAGCAAAAGAGGAUCCGAGAACGAUGGCAGAUUUCAGUGGUGGUGGCGGUGAUUUUUACUCGGAAGAAGACGAUAGCUCGUAUGAUAGCGAAGAAUCUUCGUCCGAGUCUUCACCGUCUUCUUCAAGAAACCAACAAUAUGAUCAUCGGAGCUCCUCCUCGUCCGAUGAUCGAAAAAGCCAUGUACUGGUGGUGGCUGGGUGCAAGAGCUGCCUAAUGUAUUUCAUGGUUCCCAAACAGGUUGAAGAUUGCCCCAAAUGUUGCGGUCAACUCCUUCAUUUUGAUCGAUCCGAAAAUGCCUCUCCUUGAUUAUCAGAUACAUGUCUUAUUUUUAUUUUUUUUAAAAUUUAUUUAAAUUUCUUUGUCUAUCUUUUCAUCUAUGUUUUUCAUUGUGGACGAUUGAUGAAAUGAGACAAAUGAUUAGUUUUGAAUAUUACUUUUUAUUAUAUGAGUGUUCUCUUCUUUAA
Molecule: messenger RNA, 960 nt
Organism: Camellia sinensis
Lineage: Eukaryota; Viridiplantae; Streptophyta; Magnoliopsida; Ericales; Theaceae
Product: protein CURLY FLAG LEAF 1
Molecular function (GO): protein binding
Source: RefSeq, a predicted model, not a curated record